AUGCUUAGCGCAUCGUCCCAACCCAACUUUCCAGCUCCAUUCAAUCCAAACAACAACAACACUACUGCCAACAACUCUGGUUCAAACGAGAGCAAAAAACGGGCUCUCAGUGACGAACAAAUCUAUCAAUGGCUCUCAGAACUUGUAACCGGGAACAACAGAGAACGCGCUCUUCUUGAGUUAGGAAAGAAAAGAGAGCAGUACGAUGACCUUGCUCUUGUAUUAUGGAACUCUUAUGGUGUUAUGGCUGUGCUUUUGGAAGAGAUUGUUUCAGUAUAUCCGUUUCUCAACCCGCCUGUCCUCACAGCCUCUGUCUCCAAUAGAGUUUGCAAUGCCCUUGCAUUGCUUCAAUGUGUUGCAUCAAAUAGCCAUACAAGGACAUUAUUUUUGAGUGCAAACCUUCCGUUAUAUUUGUAUCCCUUCUUGUCCACCAGCGCCAGACAGAGAUCAUUUGAAUAUUUACGCUUAACAAGCUUGGGUGUUAUUGGAGCACUUGUUAAAAACGAUACUCCUGAUGUUAUUAAUUUUCUCUUGACGACCGAAAUCGUUCCUCUUUGUCUUAACAUAAUGGAGAUUUCGUCAGAAUUAUCGAAGACAGUUGCAAUUUUUAUCUUGCAAAAAAUUCUUUUGGACCAACAAGGUUUAUUUUAUAUUUGUACCACCUACGAGAGAUUUCAUACAGUUGCUUCUGUAUUGUCAAAAAUGAUUGAGCAGCUCAAUGUCCCAGCCGACAGAUCCAACCAACAAAACCAAGACUCUGGUUCUAAUUUCGCAGUGUCACAUCCAAGUCCACUGGGAAGCUCUGGACGCUUGCUCAAGCAUGUGGUUAGAUGCUACUUACGCUUAUCUGACAAUCUUGAGGCUAGAAAAGCAUUGGCGAAUAUCUUGCCCGAGCCUUUGAGAGAUGGAACUUUUUCUACUCUACUUCAAGAUGAUCCAGCCACCAAAAAAUGUUUGACCCAAUUAUUGCAAAACAUCAGUGAAGCUUAA
Australozyma saopauloensis is the source of this 990-nucleotide messenger RNA. Its product is annotated as CCR4-NOT core subunit. Gene Ontology annotation, cellular component: CCR4-NOT core complex; P-body; CCR4-NOT complex. The transcript has a single exon. The record is from RefSeq and is a predicted model, not a curated record. Lineage: Eukaryota; Fungi; Ascomycota; Pichiomycetes; Serinales; Metschnikowiaceae. Gene Ontology annotation, biological process: mRNA catabolic process; negative regulation of translation. The coding region runs from base 1 to 990 and encodes 329 amino acids.